This is a messenger RNA of Neltuma alba, 2258 nucleotides long. Its product is annotated as transcriptional adapter ADA2b. The record is from RefSeq and is a predicted model, not a curated record. The transcript has 13 exons. Gene Ontology annotation, molecular function: chromatin binding; transcription coactivator activity; zinc ion binding. The coding region runs from base 292 to 1965 and encodes 557 amino acids. Gene Ontology annotation, biological process: regulation of transcription by RNA polymerase II; chromatin remodeling. Gene Ontology annotation, cellular component: nucleus. Lineage: Eukaryota; Viridiplantae; Streptophyta; Magnoliopsida; Fabales; Fabaceae.
CCCAAAACAUCGUCAAAUUUUCUGGGACUUUCGCAACCUUAGAUUCCCAUUACGAACCAUGUGGUAAUUUAGCAGUUCGUACAAAAUUUACUUCCGCAAAAGCUUACAGUUUUGUAAACUCGAGAGUUUACCUGAAAUUAUCCAGUUCAAACCUAUACUUCUCAAUUAAUUCAUUCGUCUUGAAUCUCAGAACUGUUGGGUCUUUUUUCCCACUACGAAUUAUAGACUCUUCGCCAAACAAACAAACAAUUUCACGAAGGCGUAAGGGAAUCUGCUAAUCGCAACAAACGAAUGGGGCGUUCUCGUGGGAAUUUCCACGCUGAUGAGGACCCCAAUCAAAGGUCAAGGAGAAAAAAGAAUGCUGCUAGUGGAGAUAUUACAGAACCUGGAGCUGCAGGUCAAGGAACAAGUGAAGGAAAAAAGGCUUUGUACCAUUGCAAUUACUGUAACAAAGAUAUUACAGGAAAAAUACGUAUUAAGUGUGCCAUGUGUCCUGAUUUUGACCUAUGUAUAGAGUGCUUUUCUGUGGGAGCUGAGGUGACCCCUCAUAAAAGCAAUCACCCUUACAGGGUUAUGGAUAAUUUAUCUUUCCCUCUCAUUUGCCCAGAUUGGAAUGCAGAUGAUGAAAUUCUGCUUCUGGAGGGAAUUGAAAUGUACGGCUUGGGGAACUGGGCAGAAGUUGCUGAGCAUGUUGGGACAAAGAAUAAAGAAGCAUGCAUAGAACACUAUAGGAAUGUUUACUUGAACUCCAAAACCUUUCCUCUCCCCGACAUGUCCCAUGUUGUUGGGAAAAACAGAAAGGAGCUGCUUGCUAUGGCUAAAGGGCAAAGCGAUGACAAAAAAGGGAUUCCAAUGGGGGAUCUUGGCAUAAAGGAAGAAUCUCCAUUUUCUCCAGCUAGAGUCAAAGUGGAAGAUUCUCAUAAAGCUGGUAAAUCUAGCCGUUUACAGUCCAACUUAAAUUCAGAAUCAGAAUCUGGACACUCUAGUGGUUCGCAUACUGCAGCAACUGCUAACCAGAGGGCAUCUAAUGUGGGACGGGGCAAAGAUGGUCCUGGAGUUAUCAAAAUGGAAGAUGCCCAACUAGAAAAAUAUUCUGGAGGAAACAAGCCAAGUUCCUCUGGAAAUGAAGGUCCUUCUUUAGUAGAGUUGAGUGGUUAUAACCCCAAAAGACAGGAAUUCGAUCCUGAAUAUGACAAUGAUGCUGAACAGUUACUUGCUGAAAUGGAAUUUAAGGACACUGACACAGAUGACGAACGGGAACUGAAACUACGCAUUCUGCGUAUAUAUUCAAAAAGGCUCGAUGAAAGAAAACAUAGAAAGGAUUUCAUACUUGAAAGAAAUUUGCUAUACCCAAAUCCUUUUGAGAAGGAUUUAACACCUGAGGAGAGGACUAUAUGUCGAAAAUAUGAUGUAUUCAUGCGCUUUCAUACCAAGGAAGAUCAUGAGGAAUUGCUUAAAGUAGUAAUAUCUGAGCACAGAAUUCGUAGGAGAAUUGAAGAGCUUCAGGAGGCCCGAGCUGCUGGUUGCCGCACAUCGACUGAAGCAGAUAGAUAUCUUGAACAGAAGAGAAGGAGAGAGGCAGAAGAAAGUGCUCGUAGGUCAAAAGAAAGAGCUCAAACUGGUCCAAACAAUCAUGGGGUUCCAAGUGCAUUCAUGUCUCCAGACUCCGCUGGCAAAGAUUCAAGUGCAAGACCAGCAGGGCCUGCUGGUUCGAGCUCUGUCAAUGAAAUGGAUGUGACAGGAUAUUAUGGGGCUGAUCUUCUUUCUGCACCUGAAAAACGUCUAUGCUGUGAGCAUAGGUUGCCUCCAGCCAUCUUCCUGAAGAUGCAAGAGGUUCUAUCUGUACAAAUACUGAGUGGCAAUAUCACUGCAAAAUCUGAUGCCCACCACUUAUUCAAUAUGGAUAGCAGCAAGAUUGAUUGCGUGUACGAUAUACUUAUGAAGAAGGGGAUUGCCAUGCCCUGACUGAUAUAUAUAUCUCUCCUGCUUGUAAUGUGUUCUAACAUUACUAUCUCUUCUUUCUCCAGAAACAAUGUUGAGAUACUGGGAUAUGAUUGUAGUUAAUCAAACCGCGGCAUCAAAUUUCGUGGUGUGUAAAAUUGAUUCAUUCUACGGUUGAGAACUGUCUUUUGUGUUCUUCCCUCCCUCUAUUUUUCCUGCCUGAUCUGGUCGCCUAUGUACUUGAGAGAAUUGGUUUUAAGCUUUCGGGGAACUAGUUAAGAAAAUUGAGUCCAACUAAUAAUAACCAUGUUGUAUUA